Megalopta genalis is the source of this 3031-nucleotide messenger RNA. RefSeq lists its product as uncharacterized. The record is from RefSeq and is a predicted model, not a curated record. Lineage: Eukaryota; Metazoa; Arthropoda; Insecta; Hymenoptera; Halictidae.
AGCAUGGCGGCGGCGACAACGGCAGCGGCAGCAGUUGUACACAGGUCGGGCGCGCCUCCGCAGCGAUCCGCGGGAGUAUGUCCGUUACAGUAAAGGAUUAAGCUUUGUUUUAGCGACCGAUUGUCGACGGGACGGCGAAGGAUGAACGAGGAAGCGGAGACGGGAACGUGGAAUCUGGACGCGAGCGGUAGCACUGACGAGCGAAGGAAGCCGAGCCACGUGAGACGAUUGAAUUUCGGACAGUCGAUUCUAACCUUACACGUGGUCAAGCAAUUCCAGGGUCAGAGAGAUGGCGCUCUGACGAUAGAUAGGAACGUGGCGAUGAUUCCGUGCACGUCGAGGGGCGAGUUCGUGCGGAAAUGGAUCGAAACUCAUCGGGGCACGGUUACCGACACCGACGAGCCCGCCAUCUCGUCCCCCGUUCUCGGCUUGCCAGCGGCGAAGCGCGGGAUCGUACGAUCGCCGAUUCUUCUCAGCCAGAGGAAACGAGCUAGAAGGAAGGACAGUUCGGUGAAGAAGGAUCGUGCGAACCGUAUCUCGAUCAGCGAGAAUGAGAGGAAAGAGAACGUCCGGAGGAAUUUGUUUCGGACCGAAUCCACUGAGCGCGAGCACGGCCACGUGGCCGUGUCGCCUGUGCUCGUUAAGAGCAUGUGCAAGACUGAAAAGAAACAAGUGAACGGCGAGAGGAAGGUUCUGCAUCGGAUAGAGAACAAACGCCCGGAGACGACCGGCGAUUUUUGCAACAACAGAGUAACAGCUUCGCCUAUUUCUUAUAUCAGUAGUUUGAAACAGAGGAGACCCACUGGGCUAUGGAACACGUUUGUCUCCAGCGAGGAGGACACCGGAAAUGUCAUCCUCAUCAACACUCAGAAGCGACGCGCGUUGGCCAAGAAGAUGGAGGAGAAUUUCAAGCAGCUCGACGAUGCGGACUGCGUCGAAAGCGAUCAUUCCGGGGACUCCAGGAUUUCCAAGGGCUCGAAAAUUUCUGGGGACUCGAGGAACUUGCAAGCUCCGGUCAUCGCGAGGACUUUGGAGGACUCCAAGAUCUUGGACCAGUCUCUUGGACCAAUCUCGGAACACUCCAAGAUCUUGGACCACUCUCUUGGACCAAUCUCGGAGCACUCCAAGAUCUUGGAGGACUCCACUGGAUCUGACGCGCGUGACUCUGCGAGAAUGGAGAUAGAAUCCGUUCCAGAUGACCUCGAAGAUUCUCGCGACCUUACCAAGUCGGAUACCGACGGUAAUGCUAACGAGCACAGCGUCCGAAUCGAGGAUGCAGACACGCAGGACACGGAUCUUUCGGUCCCCAUUCGUCCACGAGUCUACGUCAACAACGCUUUGCGCUCCAUCGCGUCCACUUCCAUAAGCUCCAAGACCCAAGACAGCGACCAAACUUAUUUCUCGAACGCGGCGCAGCUUGGCUACCCAGUCGCCUAUCAAUCGCAGAAGAUAUCGGAAAUCUCGUCGCUAACGACUGGCUGGCGAGGAGACAAGUCUGUAGAAUCUGGGGUGAUAGUUAACGCGGAGUCGCCGCUGCGGAUGCGAGCAGAACCGUUUAUGCAUUUUAGUCUGUUGGAUUCGACCAAGAAGAAAAAGCGGAAACCAAAAAAGGGCAGCUUGACUGAGAAACUUCAGGCUGCGAUCAAUAGGCAGGUGUCCUUCCUGAGGAUAUGGAGGCACCAGAUGAAACAGGCGGCGAAGAACAACGUGUCGUUGCCGUGCGUCACCGUCCACACGCUGGAAUGCGUGAUCAGCUUUAAUAGACAAUUCUUGGAAGGUGUGGCGAUCGAGGAUCCGUUCAAUCUGCUACCCACGAUGGAAGGAAGUCGCUUCCCCAGGCGGAUAAGGAUCAUGACGGUGCCCGAGAUCGUCGGCAAAAUCGAGUCGAGAACCGCGAGCUUAGUCCAAAUUUUCCCACCUUGGGAAAUGCUAGAUGAUAAAAAGUUAACAUUGAACGUGACGUACAUUAACGUGAUAUCCGACGAUCCGGGGGUAGUUCGUGAAAACACGAACGACGAGCCUGCUCGACUGUCCGUCGUUCAGGAGUUCGAUUGUCCGUGUAUUCGUACGGGUAAAAUGAAUAUGUAUUGUAGCGAACGUUGCAACAAACCGGACGUUAUUGAAGGGUUGUUCGACGUUGAGCAAUAGUAAUAAGUACUUAGAUUCGUGGCCACGUUACCAAAUCAGAAUCACGAUGAUUUCAGUUUAGUAGUCUUAUUAUUUAAUCAGAUGGCUAGGAAGCGUUGUAGCUUUUUUCGACAACGCGAAAGUAAAUUUUUUCAUAUACAUACAUAUAUUAUAUACAUAUUAUCUUGUAAUAACGAUGUUGUCUGUUAAAAUCAUGAAUUAUGUUCUAGUAAAUUUGUUAACUAACGUUGAAUAAUAUUGUUUACCAAAUGUUUGAGGUAUUUAUUAACGACUUCGUUAUCUAUAAAUUAUUAUACUUUAUAUGUAUAGUAUAAUCUAUAUAUGUAUAUAUCUACGUUAUCGUUACUAUUGUAAAUACUAUAGCGUAACAUUUUUAUUAAUUUCAAAGGUAGUACCAAAGUCUUGCGUGUCUUCUAGUAAUAAUUUUCGCCAGAAUUCAGCUUGCAUUAAUUAGAUAAAAUAAAUAAACUGGUAAGCAAGUAUCGUCGGGGGGUAAAUACCACAGCGCGAUCUUCCCGCCUGUGGUAAAACAGCGAUCUUCCCGUCUAUGGUAAAACAGCGAGCUUCCCGCCUCUACUGUAACCCCGUGAGCACAGACUUAGUACCUAACAGUUUGAGCGUAUCGCCACUGCGUGGAAUGGCGCUUUGCGAAGGCGUAAAUGCCGACAAUAUGGCGAAGCGGUAAAUAUCAUUUCCGAUUGCUCUUGCACUAUACACGUUCGAAAAAUUGUUAUCAAUGAUUAAGAACAAAGUUUUGAACUUUCAAGAGCGAAAAUUAAAGCUGAAGGAUUGCACUCGGUGGCAAUCGUGUUUCGGGUAACUGGAAAAAUACGGAAUCACAUAAAACGAUAUAAACCGAACACUUUCGCCGUUUAUAAUACAA